Molecule: messenger RNA, 2220 nt
Organism: Ziziphus jujuba (common jujube)
Lineage: Eukaryota; Viridiplantae; Streptophyta; Magnoliopsida; Rosales; Rhamnaceae
Product: lysine--tRNA ligase
Exons: 17
Coding region: 8-1906 (632 amino acids)
Biological process (GO): lysyl-tRNA aminoacylation
Cellular component (GO): cytosol; cytoplasm
Molecular function (GO): tRNA binding; lysine-tRNA ligase activity; ATP binding
Source: RefSeq, a predicted model, not a curated record
AUGUAGUAUGUAUAUAUCUCCACAUCCAUGCACAAAAACUCAUGCUCUGAACAUGGAAACCACGGAAGCAUCUUUGGAGCCGCAGGAGCAGUCAUUAAUGGGUUCUUCUGCUUCAGAAUCCAUAGCAGCUUCCUCAAAACCUGUUAGCGACAAUACUCUUAUUAAAAGCGAAGAGAUUGCCAAGGAAAGGCAGAUUAAAGGGUGGGAGAAAAAGAAGGCUUCUGCAGUAACAAAAUCACUAAAACAGUAUCGACAUGAAGGAGAUGAUGAUACUAUGGACCCUACUCAAUACUUGCAAAACAGGCUAAGAAUCCUGCAAACAGCAAAGGCAUCUGGCUUCAAUCCAUACCCUCAUAAAUUCACAGUUUCAACAUCUAUAACUGAAUUCAUUGAAAAAUAUGGAAGCUUGGAUGCUGGAGAACAUGUUGAAACUGUUGAAAUCUCUUUAGCUGGGAGGAUCAUGAGCAAACGAGCAUCGUCUUCAAAAUUAUACUUCUAUGAUCUGUAUGGUGACGGUACUAAAAUUCAAGUAAUGGUUGAUGCAAGGCAUUCGAACAUGGAAGACAGUGAAUUCUCAAGUUACCAGUCCGGGGUGAAGCGAGGAGACAUUGUUGGUAUCUGCGGUUUCCCAGGGAAGAGUCGAAAGGGAGAACUAAGCAUUUUUGCAAAGUCAUUGAUCGUGCUUGCACCAUGCCUUCACAUGCUACCGAGGCACAUCGCGGUUCAUGGCACUGAUGAGGCACAUUCCAAGAAGAAUGUAAAGGAAGAUAAUAGUUCAUGGAACCCUGGAAAGGCCAGAAAUCCUGAAACUUACACUUUAAAAGACCAGGAAACUCGAUAUCGUCAACGUUAUUUAGACCUUAUGUUGAAUCCAGAAGUACAACAAGUAUUUAGAACCCGAGCCAGGAUCAUAUCUUAUUACAGAAACUUCCUCGACAGUCUUGGAUUUACAGAGGUAGAAACUCCAGUAUUGCAUAUGACGCCAGGAGGAGCUGCUGCCAGGCCAUUCAUUACUCACCACAAUGAAUUUGACAUGAAUUUGUAUAUGCGUGUUUCACCUGAGCUUAAUCUUAAGAAAUUGAUUGUUGGUGGACUUGAUCGUGUUUACGAAAUUGGGAAACAGUUUAGGAAUGAGGGAAUGGAUCUAACUCACAUACCAGAAUUUACAAUGUGUGAGUUUUAUAUGGCAUAUGCAGAUUACAAUGACUUGAUGGAACUUGCUGAACAAUUAUUAUCAGGAAUGGUGAAAGAGUUGACUGGAAGCUACAAAAUAAAAUACCAUGCUAAUGGCUUGUGCAAUGAACCUAUAGAAAUUGACUUUACUCCACCUUUCAGAAGAAUUGAUUUGAUAGAGGAGCUGGAGAGAAUAGCAAACCUCAGUAUACCCAAGGAUUUAGCCAGUGAUGCUGCUAACCAGUAUCUAUUAAAUGCUUGUAACAGUUUUGAUGUGAAAUGUCCCCCUCCGCAUACUACGACUCGAUUAUUGGACAAGCUUGUAGGACAUUUUCUUGAAGAAACGUGCAUAAAUCCUACAUUCAUAAUCAACCAACCAGAGGUCAUGAGCCCAUUGGCAAAAUGGCAUAGAUCAAAACCAGGCUUGACCGAACGCUUUGAAUUGUUUGUCAACAAGCGAGAGCUAUGCAAUGCAUAUACUGAAUUGAAUGACCCCGAAGUGCAGCGCAGACGAUUUGCUGACCAGUUUAAGGAUCGGCAAUCUGGUGAUGAUGAGGCAAUGGUUUUGGAUGAAUCAUUUUGCACUGCUUUGGAGUACGGUCUGCCCCCAACAGCUGGACUAGGAAUGGGGAUCGAUCGGCUUACUAUGCUUCUAACAGAUUCACCAAAUGUCAAGGAAGUUCUUCUCUUCCCUGCCAUGAAACCUCAAGAAGAAAACUCACUGAGAGUUUAAACUUAGGAAAAUUGAUGCUGAACCUGUGAAGAUGUCAGUCAAUCACACCAAGCAUUGGAAUUGAACUCUUGGGAACAGAGUCAUUUCUAUAGUUGUUUGCUCUCUGGUGCCUCUAGGAUCCAAAGUUUGACGCACAAAUAGAGCUUGUUGUAAACCAGAUCAUUGUUUCAGUUCUUCUUGCCUGUCAUACUAUCUUUAGAAAUUGCAUCUGAAUUUUCCUUUUCAAGUUUUAGCUCUUUUUUGGUCAUUUAAUCACUAUUUGAUUAAAAAAUACUGUUUUAAAAAAAAGAUUAAAAUUUUAAUGGUAUUAAAUA